Eucalyptus grandis is the source of this 1864-nucleotide messenger RNA. RefSeq lists its product as uncharacterized. The transcript is spliced from 2 exons. Bases 324 to 1484 code for a protein of 386 amino acids. The record is from RefSeq and is a predicted model, not a curated record. NCBI's taxonomy places the organism in Eukaryota, Viridiplantae, Streptophyta, Magnoliopsida, Myrtales, Myrtaceae.
CACGUUUGCCUUACCUUGAACCAGACAGAGAGCCUUCCCCCUUUCACGUUCCCUACAUCACUCUGUCUUUGUUCUUGCACUUCCGCAACGUCCAUAUCACCGUCACUCCAAAACCUUCUCGUUACAACCUACACUCUAUCUCUCGCCUCUCAGUCACCACUUCCUCCCAAACUCCUUUCGUUUUCUCUUCUCUCUUCCGUUUUUCCUCCAGGAUUCGCCCCGCCUAUAAUAUUGCAUUUUAUAUCACCAUCUUUCUCGGUCAAACACCUCCAAUCAUCGCACCCCAAAAGUUCUCGCCUUUUCCAUUUCCUGAAAAGAGAGAGAUGCCUCGACCCACGAUCGCUUUCGCAUUGUGGUUCCUUCUCUGUACGUUGCCGUGCGCGCUCCGGCGGUCUCUGGCCAGUCUACUGGCUGAGCCGGUCUCUGGCCACGACCAGCCGUACACCGUCCCGGCCUUCCCGUCCCAGGGCGACACCCAAAUCUGCAAGCUCGACCUCUCCGCCGAGCUCUUCGGCGGCGUCCGCCAGGCAUGCGGCCGCAACCUCGACCGGAGCCGCUGCUGCCCCGUCCUCGCCGCGUGGCUCUUCGCGGCCCACGCCAGGUCGGCCCUCCAGAUCACGCCCUCGGCUUCGCCGGCUCCGGCGGGGGACGACUCGCCGAUGAUGCCGAACGACUCGCAGAAGUGCGUGGACUCGCUGCAGUCGGCGCUGGAGAGCAAGAACGUGCGGCUCCAGCAGCCGAACGCGAGCUGCGACGCGGUGCUGUGCUUCUGCGGGAUACGGCUCCACCAGAUCGGCUCGCUCAGCUGCCCCGCCGCCUUCAACGUCUCGUCCGGGCUCCACAACGCCACUCCGACGGCAGCGGUGAGGAACCUGGAGAAGAACUGCCGCAACUCCUCCUACGCUGGCUGCACCAAGUGCCUCGGUUCUCUCCAAAAGCUGAAGGGAGGAUACAAGAAAGGGACGGACCAAGAAUCGAGCGAGCGGGCGAGGAAGAUGUUCGACCGGGACUGCCAGCUGAUGGGGCUGACGUGGCUCCUCGCCCGCAACAAGACGGCGUACAUCCCCACCGUCUCGGCGGUGCUCCGGGCGCUCAUGUACAGCGCCCGCCCGCCCCACGAGUCCACGUGCAGCCCCGACCAUGAGAACAUGCCGCUGGCCGUCGAUUCCCUCCAGCUCGAGAAGGCCCAGUCCUCAUCUCUGCCUUCCCCCUUCCUUGUUUCCCGCUUUUGCCCCUAUUCAUGCUGGCCGCUUUCUUCCUUUAGUGGGGCCAGAACUGGAUUUUCACUGCUACGUGGGACCCGCUUGGGUCACGUGAAGGAAGAGGACGAGUACGGGCUGAAACGGGGUGUCGUUUUUAGGUCUAUUCCUUUGAUUAAUUUUUUUUUUUUUUGGCCCGCUGUAAAUUUCAGCUCGUUUUCAGAUGUCUCUUCUUUUUUGGACAUAGAGAUGCUGUACGAGGUCCGGUCACUUCACUUGUCAUAAACGAAAAAGAGAAGGACACACUUUUACCUUCUUCCGCACGACAAAUAGGACGAUAAUUCGCCCUCGAUUCGUGUGAAAUUACAUGCCGUCGUCGCGAUCGCAUCUCAGCCAGAGAAUAGCUCAUCGAGGACCGUCAAUGGAUGCAAAGAGCUUCUCGUACAGGCCUCCACUAAGCGGCUUUGGACUUCUACACCUUUGAAAGUGUCGCGGUUUUGCCUUGUCAAUCAGGAAAGAGGCUUAAAUGCUUGUUGACCGAUGAGAUGCUUGCAUUACUUUACGGCGUUUUUUGGACAAUUUCAUCAUUCGACGCGAAUGUAAUCAGUCCGUCCUAAAUAUAUGUACCCCCGUGAUGCUGAAUUCAAUACCAGAUUUUCUUUUUA